This is a messenger RNA of Solanum stenotomum, 1350 nucleotides long. RefSeq lists its product as uncharacterized. NCBI's taxonomy places the organism in Eukaryota, Viridiplantae, Streptophyta, Magnoliopsida, Solanales, Solanaceae. The transcript has a single exon. The record is from RefSeq and is a predicted model, not a curated record. The coding region runs from base 1 to 1350 and encodes 449 amino acids. Gene Ontology annotation, molecular function: zinc ion binding; nucleic acid binding.
AUGGCAUCAAAUAGUACUUUCGUACAAGCAGCGAUUCCGCGCUUUGAUGGUCAUUAUGACCAUUGGAGCAUGCUAAUGGAGAAUUUCUUACGGUCAAAUGAGUAUUGGCCAAUUGUCGAGGACGGGAUCAACACUCCGGCGAAAGGCGAAACUUUGACGAAUGCUCAAAAGGCAGAAUUGGAAGCAAAAAAGUUGAAAGAUCUGAAAGCGAAGAACUAUCUCUUUCAGGCUAUCGAUCGUCCCAUCCUAGAAACUAUUCUUUGCAAAGAAACUUCUAAGGAUAUUUGGGAUUCUAUGAAGAAAAAAUAUCAAGGCACUACCAGAGUAAAGCGUGCACAGCUUCAAGCCUUGAGAAGGGAUUUUGAGACCUUACAGAGGAAGAAAGGAGAGUCUGUAAUGAGUUAUUGUGCUAGAGCAAUGGAGAUCAGGAACAAAAUGCGAUUCUAUGGCGAGAAGAUGAAUGAUGUCAUAAUUGUUGAGAAGAUACUACGCUCUUUGACGCCGAAGUAUGAUUAUGUCGUUUGCUCCAUUGAAGAGUCAAAAGAUAUAGAUGAGUUGUCGCUUGACGAAUUGCAAAGUUCCUUACUAGUGCAUGAACAAAAGAUGAAUCACAAUUCAACUUCUGAAGAGCAGGCCCUGAAAGCUUCUACUUCUAUUCCUUCCAAUUAUAGAGGAAAAGGUAGAGGUAGAGGAAGAGGAAAAGGGAGAGGAGACCAUGGAAACAAAGAUGGAGGCAGAAAUUUUAAGGUCAAUGAUGACUACGACAAAGGCCAAGGAAAGAAUUUUGACAAAUCAAAGGUAGAAUGUUAUCGAUGUCAUAAAGUUGGUCAUUAUCAAUUCGAAUGUUAUACUAGGUUACCUAAUGAGAAGGACGAGAAGUCAAAUUUUGUUGAAAGUAAGGAAACUGAGACCUUGUUGAUGGCAACACAAGCACAUGAAGAACCUUUGCAAGAUGUUUGGUAUCUGGACACAGGUUGCAGUAAUCACAUGAGUGGGAGUAAGUCUUGCUUUUCUUAUUUAAAUGAAGGCUUUCGUUCUAAAGUUAGUUUUGGUGAUUGUUUUACUGUGGAUGCAAUGGGAAAAUGUGAUAUUAAAAUUAAAGCCAAGAAUGAUUUUGAAGAAAUAAUAUCAAAUGUGUUAUAUGUUCUCGCUCUAAAAAGCAAUUUAUUGAGUGUUGGACAGUUGCAAGAGAAAGGGUAUUUUAUUCUCAUUGGAAAAGGUGUUUGUGAGAUUUCUAGUCCUACUAGAGGAGCUAUUGUUGUUGUGAAAAUGAAUUCAAACAGGUUAUUUCUCUUGAACAUUGAGAGUAUUAAAUCAUGUCUGAAGGCGGAAGUGAAAGAUUCUUCCUGA